UAUACAAAGAUCUAAGAUAACUGAGAGGGAACUUGGUCAUUUAUAUACCUCACAAGAAUGAAGUAGACUUUCAACAGAAGUCUAUCUUUGUCCUUCUGAUCUGCCUACAUUAUGAAGUCUUUGGUUUACACAGAAGCAGAAACUAUUGAGAUCUGAAUGUGCUGACAUGUAGAAAAAGAACUCUGACCUCCAGUUCUCCCAUCCUAUGCACUGAGCAGAACAGGACUUACUCCAGCCUGAAAAGGACAUGAAUCUCAAGCAAGACGGAAGUUCUAUUCAUACACCUUGAACAUGUAAAAUCAAAAGCUAAUGCUACAUGAGGAUGCAUAAACCAGAUCAAAUCUCAUAGGAGAAGCAGCUUCAAAGGUCAGAAAUGUGCUAGCCUGAACUCAGCACAAUUUUUGGAUCAGUGCUAGUUAAUUAAUAAUCUUAUGCAUUAUUUAAACUCAAAUCCUCAGCUAGUGAUACAUAUAUAUCCAGCUUUACAAAGUGAUACGAGUGACAACACACUACCAAACACCAAACUCAAGAUUCCAUAACUACCCAUUCUUACCAUGAGGAAUAUUUAGCUAAUAAUUUUCCUUUAUGCAAAUAGAGCGAUGUCCGGCUGAAGAUUUCCAUUCAUUCCAACGUGCAAAAACAGAGCUGGUACAUUUCUGUCAAAAAGCUAACCAGGAACACAUUAAUGAAGUAAACACUGGGAAAAUGGAAAGACCACUUGAGACUACCAGAAUGGCAAACAACACCUCAUCCUGCUUUCUCAUGGAAAGAAAGACUCAUAUCAAGAUUAACAGGAAAGAAAUCAUGCUAGCUAAGCUGAGAAAGACCUGCUCUUGCACACCACAGAAGCUGAAGAACUUUCUUAUGGACUUCUUUCCUGUUUUGCGAUGGCUUCCCAAGUACCGAUGCAAAGAGUACAUUUGGGGGGAUAUUAUGUCUGGGUUAGUGAUUGGGAUCAUUUUGGUGCCUCAAGCAAUUGCAUAUUCACUGCUGGCAGGUCUGAAGCCCAUUUAUAGCCUUUACACAUCCUUCUUUGCCAACAUCAUCUAUUUCUUAAUGGGCACAUCCCGUCACGUCUCAGUUGGCAUUUUCAGCUUGAUAAGCUUAAUGGUGGGACAAGUUGUGGACCGAGAACUUCUCUUGGCUGGGUUUGACUUGAAUGAUGAUGCUCCACCAGCCUCAGGUGAUGGCUCUCUGCAAAAUGACAAUCUGUCCAACACAACUGCCUUCAACCUUACCAUUGUGGGGAUAAAUGCCGAGUGUGGGAAAGAGUGCUACGCUAUUGGCAUUGCUACAGCCUUGACAUUCAUGGCUGGAGUGUAUCAGGUUCUAAUGGGGAUCUUCCGUCUAGGUUUCGUAUCUAUGUACCUAUCUGAGUCUGUACUAGAUGGCUUUGCAACUGGUGCUUCCUUAACCAUUUUAACAGCUCAAGUGAAGUAUCUUAUCGGAAUAAAAAUUCCACGUAGCCAAGGGCAUGGGAUGCUUGUUAUUACCUGGAUUAACAUUUUCCGGAACAUUUCUCAGGCUAACCUUUGUGAUGUCAUCACAAGUGCCAUUUGUAUCGUGGUGCUGGUCACUGCAAAGGAACUCGGAGAUCGGUAUAAGCAUAAACUGAAAUUUCCUCUUCCCACAGAGCUGGUAGUUAUUGUUGUGGCAACGCUGGUGUCACACUAUGGGAAGUUAAAUGAAGUGUAUGCAUCCAGUGUUUCUGGAGCUAUUCCAACAGGAUUUAUCCCUCCAAAGGUACCAGAGUUCAACUUAAUGCUCCGAGUUGCCCUAGAUGCUUUGCCUCUUGCCAUAGUCAGUUUUGUGUUCACUGUAUCCCUUUCCGAAAUGUUUGCAAAGAAAUAUGCUUACACUAUCCGAGCCAAUCAGGAAAUGUUUGCUGUGGGGUUCUGCAACAUCAUUCCUUCCUUCUUCCACUCUUUUGCAACCAGUGCAGCUUUGGCAAAAACACUCGUCAAAACAUCUACUGGCUGCCAGACUCAAAUCUCUGGAGUAAUUAGUGCAAUGGUGGUUUUGCUGGUGCUGCUCUUCCUGGCACCUCUCUUCUACUCCUUGCAGAAGUGUGUCCUGGCUUGCAUUAUCAUUGUGAGCCUUCGGGGAGCCCUGAGGAAGUUCCAAGAUGUGCCAGCACGGUACUGUGUGAAUAAGGUGGACACACUUGUUUGGGUAGUUACCAUGUCUGCUUCUGCUUUGGUCAGCACAGAAAUAGGGCUGUUGGUUGGCAUUGUUUUCUCCAUGUUAUGCAUCAUUGUUCGGACCCAGCGGCCACGGACAGCACUGCUUGGUCAGAUUCAAGACACAAGCUUUUAUGAGGAUGAUUUAGAAUAUGAAAAUCUCUCUACUGUUCCAAAGGUCAAAAUAUUUCGCUUUGAGGCCCCACUUUACUAUGCAAAUAGAAACUACUUCCUAAAGUCUCUGUACAGAUUGACCAAUUUAGAUCCUAACCUAGAAGCUGCUCGGAGGAAGAAAUAUGAGAAGAAGGAAAAGCAGCAUCUGAAAAAAGGAAAUCACAGAACAGCUAAUGGACUGGGCAUCGGAGAAACCACUUUGCAACUAGUUCCUAAGCAAAUUGAUUUCCAAGCCCUUGUUGUUGAUUGCUCUUCCAUCUCAUUUUUGGACACCACUGGAGUUAAUACUUUGAAGGAAAUCCUGAAAGACUACAAGAAUUUAAACAUUGCUGUUCUCCUGGCUUGCUGCAAUCCCUCAGUGAUAGACUCUCUGAAAAGAGGGGGUUACUUUGGAAAGGAUUUUGGAUGUAUGCAGGAAAUGCUAUUCUACAGUAUACAUAAUGCUGUCCUGUUUGCAAAAGACCAAAAGCUUCCAGCAGACUGCUCAGUUUAACUCUGUCUUCCUUGAUGAUUAACCACUAAGUGACAGAUAGAGAGGGGUAGUUUGCAACUAUCAGACACACUGUUGGCUGCACAAAGCCAUUCCCCCUAAAGAGUUCCACUUUAUGUCAUAUGCUACAAAGGGCAGCCACUGGGGAGGAAGUCCAGGACAAGAAUGGAAAGGUUAGACCACCACCUUCACUUUAAGAUGCAGGCGAUGGCCAUUUGAGAUUGACUUGUCCAUCAUACCAUGAUCGUUUGUGACUCAACAUGGAUAUCAGGGGACUGCUGUGGUGGAAGGCCUGCCCAGUGUUGCUCUCCCAGUGAUUUAAUGGCUGGUUUGUGUUAAGAAGGCUAAGCCACUUCCAUCAAAAUGCAAUCAAUAUGGCAUUCUGGAUACAUCAUUGUUUAAACAGUGGCUUGCAAGGCCUUACUCCUUCCAGUCAUUUCCAGUGUACUCCUAGACAAGUCCCCACUGUUUGCAAAAAAAAUAAAAUGUAUAAAAUAUUGUGGAAUGUAGAAUAUCUCUCCUCCUUAAUCACACAAGCUUAAUAGCAUAAUCUGCCACAGGAGAAGAAACUAUGAUCCAUCACAGGUUCCUCUCAAAAUGACCAUUUUCAAAAAUUGCUGGCUUUGGAGUUACAGGAGUCACCCGUUCUACUGGAUUAUAUCUGUCAAAAUUAGUUACUGAAGGCUGUGAUACCCCUAAUCAUGCUGGAAGAAAUAUGACUCUGAUGCGCAAAUUUGUAACUAGUAAAAGGAUAAACAGGAUUAAGAAAAAUGAAUGGCUUUAACUGGCAGCUACCCAGCUAGUUGUACCAUCCUGUAAAAUAAGUUGCCUCUGGUGGGCAGAUGCAACUAUAAUUCAGGGAUAGAUAAGGACCAUCAAACCUAAAACCUCAGAAUUGUGAUGCAGCAUAUCACUAUCUUCCUACAAAUGCCUACCUGGGUUCAAAGAAAAACAGGAUAAGAUAAGGGUAGGGUGGGAAGGUAAAUCUGCGAGUUUUCUUGAAGGGGAUUGAUGGAUCAGUCAGAACUGCCUGGCUGGUCUUCUCUGAUGCAAUGCUAAUGAAGUAUUACAAGUAACAUACAAGGGUCAAGUAAACGGAGCAAAUGCUUUGUAACUUGUGUAUCCCUCUAUGCUGAAAAAUUUUCACCACUGUUUGUACAUACUGCAGAUGUUGUGGGGGUUUUGUUUGCUUGGUGUUUUUUUCCUAUCAUAUUAAUCUUUGAUUUGAGGUCUACUAGACCACGUUUUCUGGGGCUGGUUACUUUCUAUAUUAAUCUGCAUUAACUACCGUUCAUUAUGCUUUAGUCAUCAGUUGUAUUGUUGUAUAUGUACAUUCUCUCUUCAUAAAUAAGUCUAGACUUGGAUUUUGAUUGUAACACAGUAUGCAGUGCUCUGGCCCAUGGCAUGGGCAGAAUAUUUUGUUUCAUACUCAAGUUUAUAAUUACCUGCACAAAAGGUAAGACAGCUGCGCUCACUCUCCUUUUUCAUGUCAGUUCACACCCCACCAAGCAUGGAAGGAAAUUCUAUCACAGCUGUGCCUCUCAAAACUAACAGACUCUAGAAAUAGAUUCCAUAUAUAAAGAAGCCAUUUCUUUGCCAUCCCAUUUUAAAAAAAUAGUCAACACAUCGUAUGACUUACUCAUUUCAACUUUUUAGGUCACUGAAUGAAAGAACAGUCAAACUGAGGUUCUCUAGGUGCUCUAGAGCCUGUCUGGCUCUCAGAAACAAGUAUGUUCUUAGAGGAAAAGCAGUGCACUUCCAAAGACCAAAAUAUCUUCACAGGGACAAUUGACUAGCACAGUAUCAAGCUAUUCAAUACUGGUGUUUUCACACACUCAUUGCAAAGGAAGCCUAUCGGCUGCACACUCUUAGUACUGCUAAAGCUGCAAAGUCUGACAGAAACAUCUGACACAAGAUUAAAGGAUUGACCAUUAGCAGUAUUUUCCUGUCAUAAAACAAUCCACAUUAUUAUUUAAAUUGCUGACUUGGUAUGAUUAGCUUCUUUCUGUUCUAAAAGGAAGUGAGCAGGGCACAAGGACAAAAACUGCUUAGUACCUGCUUUUAUUCGUAACUAAACCAAGAUAUUUUUUGAUCAGGGAAUACCUCUUUUAAGGUCCUGUUUAUGCCUAACAAGGCAAAUGGGUUUAUAAGAGUUACUACCAGACAGUAUCAAUAUAGAUAGUCAUAGUACACAGUGCUAAAACCAGCUGUCAUCGGAAGUCAAAUAAAACAUCCUACCAAUCUACACUGUUUUUAGUUUUAUGGAUCCAGAUACCAAUGUAGAACACAAAGAAAAAAAAUGUAAAGAUACUCUUAACUCUAGAUUAACCUCAUUUUAAAAGAAAAAAAAAAAAAAAAAGAAAGAGUAAUUCCAGUGGAAGGUGUAUCCUUGCAAGAGUCUCUGGAGAAUAAUGAAAAGGAUAAGAAAGCAGGAGUGGGAAGUCUCCUUUUCACCGUAUUUAAGUUGGUACCAAAGGAUACCUAAGUAAAUAAACUUGACUACACAUAAGAGAGAAGGUAAACUUCAGAAUUUAUAUAUGAAGAAAGAAACUAUUGAUCAGAAGAAACUGUAAGAACAAUUUCCUGUUUUGGUUUUACUGGCAGAGCUGGCUCACAAUCAACUGUGUUGGACAUUGUCAAACACAGCAUGGAAACAGCUUCAGUGUUAUGAUGUAGGGAUGCUGGCAGACUGUGAAUUAUUUCUAAGGAGUAUAUAAAAGGUAACUAAAAAAGCAAGCCUUUUUCUGGUCCAUCUAUGUUUGCUAUACUGAGUUAUACUAAGAUUAAAGAUAUGAAGAUUGAAAAUUAACAAAAACUACUGAUUCUCUUCUCUCCUAAUUUACCAGAAAUUAGCUAUCAUGUCUUGGGAGAGGAGCUGGGGAUAGGCUGGUAAUUCCAACUAGGUUAAUACUAAUAUUGAAAUAAAAACCAUUAUAUGCCUUUUAAGAAAUGUUAUAUGCUUCAUGUAGGUUAUUGGUUGGUUUUUUUUUUGUUUACUGUGAUGCCUUGUGAUUUACCAUGUAUCACGUAUCCAACAGAUCGUAGUACUGCUACAUAAAAAUGGGAAAGGAUUAUUAUUGUGGACUUGUGUGUCCCUUGGAACCAGGCAAAGAGCCGGAGUCUUCAGUUCAAAGUGUCUUGUCUUGUUGACUAGUGAAGCAUGGCCAGAAUGUGUGGUCUAGGUGUCAAAACAGCUCUAUUUACUGGCACUGGUAACCAACAACCUGGGAACUGUCCAGUCCAUGAAAGACAUCCUGGAUUUCCCCACAAUCAUGAAUAUUCCUGUGUCACAAGACCAAGACCAAGAGACAAAUGUGUGCUACUGGAUGGAAAAUAAAACUGUUUCUUUGAAAAUA
Messenger RNA from Motacilla alba alba, 6200 nucleotides. RefSeq names its product solute carrier family 26 member 1 (gene SLC26A1). Lineage: Eukaryota; Metazoa; Chordata; Aves; Passeriformes; Motacillidae. Gene Ontology annotation, biological process: transmembrane transport. Gene Ontology annotation, cellular component: membrane. Gene Ontology annotation, molecular function: secondary active sulfate transmembrane transporter activity; oxalate transmembrane transporter activity; chloride transmembrane transporter activity. The record is from RefSeq and is a predicted model, not a curated record.